Molecule: messenger RNA, 336 nt
Organism: Diabrotica balteata
Lineage: Eukaryota; Metazoa; Arthropoda; Insecta; Coleoptera; Chrysomelidae
Source: the annotation of a GenBank genome assembly
AUGCACAUCCAGAGCUUUCCAAGGCGUGAAUCGCAUUAUAGUAGAAACAAAUCCCGUCGAUUCUAUUUAUCUACAGAUCUAAAUGUAAAGAAGAUGCAUCAACUCUAUUUGGAUCUUUACGAACCAGCAAGUGUUAGCAAUCCUAAAUAUAAACCCAAAGUUCCGUAUGACUUCUACUAUCGACACUUCAAAGAAAAUUUAAACUACAGGUUUGGCUCACUUCGAUCAGAUACGUGCAAAAAAUGUGAUGUCUUAGAUAACAAACUCAAAGAUGUGACCCUCGACGAAAAUGAACGAAAAGUUUUGGCAGCGGAAAAGAAGUUGCAUACAAUUUAA